GUUGGUAAGAACCUCCCAAAAUCAACUCCCCAUCCAUCCCUCCUCUCUCUCUCUCUCCUUCCUCCCCCUUUCCUCUCCUUUUCCCUCACCACUUCUUUCCUCCUCAAAACUGUACUUCAAAUCUUUUGAGCCCCUUCCUCUCACCAUUUCUCUUUCAGAUCCCUCUUUACAAAGAAACAGAGAGAGAGAGAGAUGGGGAAUUGCUGUAGUUCUAAAGUGAAGUCUAAGAGCCCAGUGAACACCAGGUCAUUAAGCCCAGGCCCGUUGACUUCGAAGACCACCAGCAGCUGGUCAACGACCGGCCACCUCUCAACCAUCAGCGCCGGCAGCACCACCACCAGCACAUUCGGGCUGUCGACCGGCAGCAGCAGUGGCGUCGGGAGAGAAUUCGGGCAGUCGACUGCCAGCAGCAGCAGCGUCGGCAGAGAAUUUGUGAAGUCGACCGGCAGCAGCAGCGGCGUCGGCAGAGAAUUUGGGCAGUCGACUGCCAGCAGCAUCAGCGUCGGCGGAGAAUUCGGGAAGUCGGCUGGCAGCAGCAGCAGCGGCGGCAUCAGCAGAGAAACCGUGAAGUCGGCUGGCAGCACCAGCAGCGUCGGCAGAGAAUUCGUGAAGCCGACUGGCAGCACCAGCAGCAGGACAGCAGCAGCAGACAGCAGUGGCAGCGGCAGCCGUGCAGACGAUGAUUUGUAUCCCGACGGCCGCAUUCUGGAGGUGCCGAACCUGCGGACGUUCACGUUCGCGGAGCUGCGCAGCGCCACGAGGAACUUCAGGCCGGAUACGGUGCUCGGCGAGGGCGGCUUCGGGAAGGUGUACAAAGGGUGGGUCGACGAGCGGACGCUGAACCCCACGAAGAGCGGCGUCGGCAUGAUGGUCGCCGUCAAGAAGCUCAACCCGGAGAGCGUCCAGGGGUUCGAGGAGUGGCAGUCGGAGGUACAUUUUCUAGGGAGGGUUUCGCAUCCGAACCUUGUUAAGCUUCUCGGCUACUGCUGGGAAGAUAAGGAGCUUCUGCUGGUGUACGAGUUCAUGGCGAGAGGGAGCUUAGAAAACCACCUGUUUAGAAGAGGAGCAGCUUAUGAGCCUUUGUCUUGGACUCUCAGGCUAAAAAUACUAAUAGGUGCCGCACGAGGCCUUGCGUUCCUGCACACAUCAGAAAAACAAAUCAUUUAUCGCGACUUCAAGGCAUCGAAUAUCCUCCUCGACUCAAAUUACAAUGCAAAGCUCUCUGACUUCGGACUAGCGAAGCUCGGGCCAACCGGCGCGGACACGCAUGUUACGACUCGCGUCAUGGGCACCUACGGAUAUGCCGCUCCAGAGUAUGUGGCCACUGUGCUAAAGGAAGUGCCUUUGGUGAUCAUUCAUUCAGGUCAUUUAUAUGUCAGAAGCGAUGUGUACGGCUUCGGAGUGGUGUUGCUCGAGAUGCUGACGGGCCAGCGGGCACUGGACUUAAACCGCCCUAACGGACAGUACAGCUUGGUGGACUGGACCAAGCCGUACUUAGCCGACCGGAGAAAGCUGGCUCGCGUAAUGGACCCACGGCUGGAGGGACAGUACCACUCGAAAGGAGCCCUUCAGGCAGCGCAGCUGACUCUGAAAUGCCUCAAUGGGGAUCCGAAAAGCCGACCUUCGAUGAAAGAAGUCUUAGAGACAUUGGAACAAAUCACAGAAUUGAAAGGAAAGGCGAGGGUGUCCAAAGAUGGCUCCUCGAGAUCGCAUGGCCAUGACCAGGCUCCUGCGAAUCACGGCCGUUCGCCGCUUCGUCCUGGACCAAGUGGCCAUCCCCAGAGAGCAAGAUGAUUGAAUUGAUUGAUCAUGAGCUUUUUAGUCUGAUCAAAUUCUUGUUGUAAAUUGGACCCUUCCAAUUUUGUUUGUUAAUCAUAGUAAAAUUUGAUACUGGACAUGCAUAGUGGGUGUAAUCUAUAAUAUAACAGGAAAUUUGUUAUCUUCUUUGUUAGUGAUAUAAAAACUGUGUGAUCAUGAAUACUUUGAGAGAGAAA
Ananas comosus (pineapple) is the source of this 1994-nucleotide messenger RNA. RefSeq names its product probable serine/threonine-protein kinase PIX13. Lineage: Eukaryota; Viridiplantae; Streptophyta; Magnoliopsida; Poales; Bromeliaceae. Gene Ontology annotation, biological process: protein phosphorylation. The coding region runs from base 193 to 1794 and encodes 533 amino acids. The record is from RefSeq and is a predicted model, not a curated record. Gene Ontology annotation, molecular function: protein kinase activity; ATP binding. The transcript has 6 exons.